This is a messenger RNA of Sphaerodactylus townsendi, 1303 nucleotides long. RefSeq lists its product as uncharacterized. The transcript has 2 exons. The record is from RefSeq and is a predicted model, not a curated record. Bases 302 to 1285 code for a protein of 327 amino acids. NCBI's taxonomy places the organism in Eukaryota, Metazoa, Chordata, Lepidosauria, Squamata, Sphaerodactylidae.
AACAGAACUGCUGUAAACAAAUACAGAAAGGCUUCCGGUAGAAAGAGCAAGGUGACGUAAAGCAACCCAUAAUUCCCACAAACCGGAAACCUACUGACGUAACGAUAACAGGAAAAGAAAGCUGGAGAAACGGAAAGAAACGGGGGCUUGAUAGUCUGGUAAAGUGAAAGACUGUACAAAAGACUGCACUAAAGCACUCAAGCCCGAGGAAUGAACGGACGGCAGGCAAGCCCAGACGGACGCGGUUUAAAGAGGUAACAACGCUUAACUUUAAUUAAGAGCUACCAGCACACAGAUUAAGAUGGCAACUAGGAGAGGCCCAUAUGUGAAUGAGAGAGCAAUAAAAGGUCCCAACCAAGACCUGGCCACUCCAGAGAGAAACCCGGAAUACGGGGCAAGACUGGAACACCUGAUUGAAAUCACAACAAACUCCUUAAAAGAUACGGCAGUGUUCCAGCAGGAGUCUAAAGAGAGAAUGGCCAGACUUGAGUUGGAGUUACUUAAUAUUAAAAAAGAGAUGGAUCAUUUUAAAAAAAUUGAUGAAACGUUGAACAUAAUUAAAGAUGGACUAAAAGACCAUGAAAACCGAAUCACAGAUAUUGAGGACUCAAUGGAACAUCUGAAAGAAAACUGCUUGAGGCAAGAAGAUGCGGUGGCACUAUUGGAGUAUGCCCAGAAAGAGAAUACAAUGAGAAUAAGAGGACUAUCAGAGACUGAAGGCGAAAUAUUAUCUAAGCGACUUAUGCCGACGCUACAAGAAGUUUGGGAUCUCAAAGAAGAGGACGCUAUAAGAGAAAUUGACCAACUGUAUAGGGUGAAUUCAAGAGCAGCCUACGACAGGAAACUUCCAAGAGAUAUAAUCAUGCAUUGUGUAAGGAAAAGUUUGAAAGAUGAAAUCUUAAGGCACCAUUCGAGACAACCCCUCAAAAUAGAUGGGAAAACAUUGAUUAUACUGAAAGAGAUCCCACAAUCGAUCCAGAGAAGAAGAAAGGAUUAUAAAUGCUUGACGGACACACUUAGGAAAAACAACAUUAUCUACCGCUGGAUCAUCCCUGAAGGGGUCUCCUUCGUCUGGAAUGGAAAGAGAUUGAAUAUCACUAUGGUACAGAGAGCGCAGAGAGCGCAGGAGAUCUCCCAAAAGCUGAGAAAGACCAUCCAAGAAAAAGGAAACAGCGAGGAUUGUGAUAGCGAGGCACUGGAAAUCAGACCAGUUACCCAAGAUCGAGGAAUGGAGGGAGAAAGUGCAAACCUUAUAUGUAAUGGACAGACUCUCAUUUCAGAUUAAGGAAUUACCAGCGGAAGA